Molecule: messenger RNA, 2403 nt
Organism: Venustampulla echinocandica
Lineage: Eukaryota; Fungi; Ascomycota; Leotiomycetes; Helotiales; Pleuroascaceae
Exons: 4
Coding region: 1-2403 (800 amino acids)
Molecular function (GO): protein binding
Source: RefSeq, a predicted model, not a curated record
AUGCCUUCGUCAGGUCGCCCAUUCCCACUCGAAACUGUCACAAAAAGACAGUUGAGACAUCUCUGCAAGGUUCUCUGGUCCUGGCCCGAUUGCGAAGGUUGCUGCGAUGAUAAGCCUUGCUCGUCACACGGCUGUCCUUUCAAGCGCAUGAAACGACUCAGCCGAUUCUUCGAGCAUUACAAAGAUGUAAUAGCGGCAUACGAGCCCGAUACUAAACACGGUGAAGGAGUCGCUGCUCUGACCUGCCACGAGGAUCUGUUUAGGAUCCUCGUGCUUUUGAGAUCUUCUCCCGAGUUGACGCGGUCCCAAAUUCGGAAUACACUGUUCGCAGACCGCCAAGGGGUAGAUGAGGAGGGUGCAAUUGACAUCGCAGUGAAGAUUAUGGUCAUGGUCAACUGUUCCGCUGAUCUGCGUUCCGCUUCAGGUCUGCAAGACAGAGUCCGCUGGCCAAACGACAUCCCCUUCUCCCAGUUUGUGAGCGACUUGUUUCCGACACCAACCGAUCACCCCAGACUGAACGAGGACGACAUGGAAAUUCAUUCCUGGUCGAACGAAGACGAUCUGGAAAAGGGUGUUGACAAAGUUGAUAUCAAGGGAGCAUUGCUUGCAAAGAAAUUAAAGAAACAUGCUGGAUUGAAUUUUCAGCCAACAGAUGAUCUCAGAUGCCAUCUCAGACUCGACAAGAAAAAUGGCGUCCUGGAGCUGUACCAUCACGCAGCCUUCUUAAAGGAGCAUUUGAGGUUGACAAAAGACAAGCCUGAGAAUUUAUCUCUCGAGGAAUCAUUGCGACUAGGAGCCUUGCCCCGCCAACUCGUCCUCGAAAUCCUCGACUCCCUUCAGAAAAUACUCUUCCCUCGCACAGAUAAAAAGUCCCGCAAAAUCCUCGACUCUCUCACAGCUACGCAGGGGUUUGAUGAAGACUGUGGCCGCUAUGAGUCCACAACUAUACGAAAUGCAAAGGAAAAAGACAUUCCAUAUCACUACUUCGGUGCGCGACUCGCAGAGCUGCACGAAGAAUUGGAAAACCCAACGCCUCGCGGAAUCGAAAGGUGGUUUCAGAGGAAGAGUGGAGCAAGAUAUGUUAUGAUGGCUACACUUGUUGGCGUGCUCAUCGCAAUCAUUUUAGGAAUUGCGGGUCUGGCUGCGUGUGAGUGGCAGCAGCUAGGCGCGGUAGAAGCACUCCUCGAUAAAGAAGCAGAGCUCAGAGUCGACAGCAUUGACAACAAUAUAAAGACGCCAUUGCAUAUAGCCGCCAGCACAGGUCGCGUUGAUAUUGUCAAGAUGCUUCUCAAGGAAAUUUGGGAUUUUGGAAUGGGGGGCGUGCUUCUUGAAAGCAAAGACAACGAUGGUUCGACACCACUACAUCUUGCCGCCGGUCAUGGUCGCUGUAAGGUUACCUUCGAGCUUCUCGAGAAACGCGUACGGCCGCCUCGUGCGGCUGGAGUGGAGAACAACGAGGGCCGUGUACCACUCCACCUCGGUGCCAUAAACGGACACUUGAGCGUUGUUCAGCGCCUUCUUGACUGGGAUGUCGAACAAAUAAAAGCCGUGGAUAAAAAUUCAUCAAACCCCAUACACCUGGCUGUAGAACGAGGAAAUUUUGGCGUGGUAUUAUCCAUUUGCAAGGAACAUAAAAAGCAGAAUUAUUCACUUGAUGUUUUCAACUCCGAAAAGAAAGAAGAAUCGACAUUAACACCACUUCAUUUAGCUUUGUACACAAGAACAUAUCAAGUUUUACACCCCUUCACAUGUCGUGCAGCAAAAGGCUUUCUCGAUAUAACUAAACUGCUUAUCCGCUUUGGCGCAAAUCCAACAGCCAGAACUAGCGAUGGUUCUACGCUUCUUCACUUCGCGUCAGAAAACGGAAACGUGAGGGUGGUCGAGGAGCUUUUCUACCACCAGGACUUUGUAUCCCCUAUGAACAUAAGAGAAAACCAAGGUCGACUUCCGAUAUUCCUAGCAGCAAAAGGAGGUCAUUACAGAGUGAUCGAGCUACUUCGAUCUAAAUUUACUGCCUCGGACGCUUCCGACUUAGAAGGUCACACUGUUCUACAUUAUGCUUGCGAGGGAGGAAGCCUUACAUUUGUGAAAGAGCUCUUAGAUGGAGACUUUGUGGGACGUUUAGAUGUUCUGGACAAUGAAGAACGAACACCACUGCAUAUUGCGGCAACAGCUGGGCAUCUCCAGAUCGUCAGGGAGUUACUGGAAAGAAGAGCAAAUUCCGAAUUACCUGACAAAAAUCAUUACACGCCUUUAAAGUUGGCCAAUAAUGAAGGAGUUAUUAAGGAGCUCUUACCAUCAGAUGGCAAAACACGAGCGCAGCGCGUCGAACGGAGUGAUUCCAGGAGAUGUUGGGGCACUUCAGCAUUCAGAGGGAAGCUGAUUUGUACUCUUACUUUAUGA